Molecule: messenger RNA, 723 nt
Organism: Epithele typhae
Lineage: Eukaryota; Fungi; Basidiomycota; Agaricomycetes; Polyporales; Epitheliaceae
Exons: 4
Coding region: 1-723 (240 amino acids)
Source: RefSeq, a predicted model, not a curated record
AUGGCUACUAUGACUGUCACAGGACCUGCGGUCUGCAAGAUUCACUUGCGGCCCCCCACACCAGAAGUCGUCUUCUUGGCCGGAUACGUCUUCUCCCUCACAGCAAUCGCCCACCUCUGCAUGAAGGCCUAUGGCAUCCCGGAGGAGACCAUUUACCGGGUAGGACCUCUCCAAGCUGCCAACGAAUACCUCAAAAGCUAUCUGGAUCUCGACAGCCCUCAGUUCAUUCCCUUCGACUGCGAUCAGUGCCGCAACCAGUGUGACCCCGCGCUGAAGGGGCGCUUUAUACUCCCCUGCCACCUUGCGUUUGUUGAUCAAGGAAUGAAGCGUCCCGACAUUCCCCUCGACGCCGACGCGAAGGCUUAUCUCGACUAUUGGUACCCGCCUUCUCUACGAAGACUCGAGCACUUUUCGGACGUCAAUUUCAUAGUCACCCGGUAUCCUGCACACCACGGACCCAGAAGGAUGAUCCAUGUGAAGGCAGGGGAGUACCAGUUGAUGCACUUGUCGGGCCAGUCCGACGAGGUGAUCGUGCAAAGCGCCGUUGAACGUUUGAAGGAAGAUGAGGAUCAUGGCUAUCCGGCUUCGCUACUCGGCCCGACGCUUCCUGCCAAGUAUAUCUUCCGCACGUUGACGACCUCCUCUAAAGGACUUCGGUCCCGCAAACGUUCACGCGAACCUUGGUCCCCGUACAAGCGUCCAGAGUCGCGACGACGUUCGUGA